AUGGGUGGGUUUCAUCUGUUGAUGACACUACUGGCAAUCAUCGGCAACCGUUUUGGCGACGCUGGCCUCAGAGAUGUAGCUGUGCACAGUGAGAUGAUAGCUGAAGGCUCAAUUGACAGCGUUCUAAACGGCAAGCAUUAUAACAGAGGCAUUAGACUACACAAUAUUAUGUAUGAGGCGAUGACCAAGCUACUUUUAGAGAACUUUGAAGAUUGCUUGCAUGAGGAUUCGUUGGAAUUGCUAAGUGACCAUAAAACGCAUUUGGAUCAGCUCAAGCUUAAUCUUUGUCAAGAAGAAAUCGAGCAGGUCCUGGAGAGCGAUCUGCUACAGCAAUGGGAGAACCGUUUCCAGGAACACGUAGCUGACAUAAGGCAGAAUGGCAGUGAUCUUGCAAAAUUUUGGAUCACGUAUUUGCAACUCUGUGAACUCCUACUUGAUCUGAUCAACGCAACGAGAACGGGCAACUGGGAACUGUAUCUCUUUUGUAUCGAAGCAGUUAUACCAUGGACAUUUGCCUACGACCGGCAAAACUAUGCGCGCUAUCUAAUUCCAUACCUGAAUGAUAUGCGUGCUUUGCCAACAGUCAUGCCUGAGGUUUAUGAUGCUUUUCUCGCCGGUGAUUUCAGUGUACAGAUGUCCAAAAGUAACCCAUUUGGUCAAAACGAGGCCGACAAGACCAUUGAGAAUACGAUCAACAGGGAUUGCAAGACGAGUGCAUGGCGGCUACAUCGGAUUCAGUGCCAAUUUCGCGGCGACUCAGCGGUGGGUCUUGAACAAUUCCAGGCGCAGCUCAUACAGACGACUCUUCCGCGAACACGUAUCUCUGCUGUCUACUGA
Paramuricea clavata is the source of this 837-nucleotide messenger RNA. The record is from the annotation of a GenBank genome assembly. NCBI's taxonomy places the organism in Eukaryota, Metazoa, Cnidaria, Anthozoa, Malacalcyonacea, Plexauridae.